CCCUCCCUCUCUCUCUUUCUCUCUCUCUCUCUCUCUCUCUCUCUCCCGUUAUAAUUAAAACCUUCCUGGAGCAGCUCGAGCGCAUCAGUCUGUCUUUUUUCCUUACGACAGAUGAGUGGAAGAAUUAUUGUGGUGAUAUUGUUCUUCUGGGCUCUCCUGACAUUCGUCACGCCGACACUAGUUCAUCUGUCUGAGUCUUCCAAGCUCAAGCUGAGGCUACAUGGUGAAAAUAUUGAUACCGAAGCAUUGAGGGCCAGAAAAGAGUUUGGAUUCCUGAAGAAACCAUUAGCAAGCAAACCGUUGGACAUGGCACGCACCAAGGCACCAGUUCCGGCAGCAGUUCCAGCGCCGUCGCCAUCACCGGCGCCAGAACCUCAGCCAGCUUCUUCGAGGGUCAACAGGAAUCAAGCUCAAUGAGAUUUUGGACAAGGAAAUCAACUCAGCGUCACAUGGAUUGGUCCUGCAAAAUCUCUCAGCUAUGAAGUGCCUCGCAUUGGACAAUGUUCAGCUAUAUAUUUGCACGUAAGCCGGUUGUGGAUUCAGAUUGAACGGCCAGAGAACUCGAGGGUGAAGCAAAGUGGUCAUGGCCUGGAAGAGAGUUCCACUCAUCAUCACAGCCUCAACAGUGGUUUUGGGGAUGUCUCCUUGAUUGAAUUAGGACGCAAGUUGAAUUAUUCAUCUUUAACCUGAGACUUUUAAUAUUUCAUCAUCGCCCUUCAUACAACUCUGUCACUGUUGUACAUAGACAGGGAUUAAAUUGUUGACAAUAUUGACUGAUUUACUUGUAUUGCCAUAUAACAUUGUACUAAUACGAGUUCGAAUAUCAUCCACCCAAAUUUAGAGGCA
Eucalyptus grandis is the source of this 846-nucleotide messenger RNA. RefSeq lists its product as uncharacterized. Lineage: Eukaryota; Viridiplantae; Streptophyta; Magnoliopsida; Myrtales; Myrtaceae. The transcript is spliced from 2 exons. The record is from RefSeq and is a predicted model, not a curated record. Bases 112 to 417 code for a protein of 101 amino acids.